This is a messenger RNA of Spinacia oleracea (spinach), 801 nucleotides long. RefSeq lists its product as uncharacterized. The record is from RefSeq and is a predicted model, not a curated record. The transcript is spliced from 3 exons. The coding region runs from base 1 to 801 and encodes 266 amino acids. NCBI's taxonomy places the organism in Eukaryota, Viridiplantae, Streptophyta, Magnoliopsida, Caryophyllales, Amaranthaceae.
AUGCAGAGUGUUAUUGGUGAUGUGGUUAGUGAAUUUCAAUCUGGGUUCAUUCCUGAGAGGAAAGUUUCUGAUAACAUUCUACUUGCUACAGAACUGAUCAAAGGUUACACCAGGGCAUAUGUUUCUCCUAGAUGUCUCCUAAAGUAUUUUGAUCAAUGGAAAUCAACUAAACCUUUCAGUGCAAAAAAAGGGCUAAGGCAAGGUGACCCUAUGUCUCCAUUCUUGUUUGCAAUUGGCAUGGAAUAUCUUACAAGGCAUUUAAAACAGCUCCAAACUCAACCUGACUUCAAUUUUCAUCCUAAGUGUGAAAAGUUAGCCAUUACUCACCUAAUGUUUGCUGAUGAUUUACUCAUGUUCUCCAGAGCUGACAUUCAAUUUGUCAAAAUGAUGUUUACUGAAGCUAAUCUUGACAAAGUAAUAUUCUCAUUGAUGGGGUAUCUUGGUGUACCUCUAUCUACAAAGAAAUUGGCUUAUAAUCAAUGUAGGCCGUUGAAUGAGAAAGUGGUUGCUAAAGCUAAAACUUGGACAGCUAGGAAUCUUACCUAUGUUGGCAGACUUCAAUUUGUGCAGACUAUUCUUUUCAGCUUGCAGUCCUUCUGGUGUCAAAUCUUUAUUUUUCCCAAGAAGGUUAUUAGAGAAAUUCAGAACUUCUGCAGGAUUUAUCUGUGGACUGGUCAUACUGAUCCUUCAAGGAGAUCUCUGGUUGCAUGGUACAACAUGUGUCUUCCUAGAACUGCAGGAGGAUGGAAUUCGAAAGAGAUGAACUUGUGGAACAAGGCUGCAAUUGCUAAUCUUCUCUAG